CAAGGUCACAUAUUUUUGUCAAUUUGUUCUUUGAUUUUCAAUCCUUUGCCUCCUUUGCCUUUCUGUUGGAAGAGUAUUCCAAACAUGGGGAACACGGAUAAAUUGAUGAACCAAAUCUUCGAGCUGAAGUUCACGUCAAAGAGUCUCCAACGACAGGCCAAGAAAUGCGAGAAGGAGGAGAAGACUGAAAAGCUUAAGAUCAAGAAAGCGAUCGAGAAAGGAAACAUGGACGGAGCCCGAAUCUACGCGGAAAACGCCAUUCGCAAACGCAGCGAGCAGAUGAAUUACCUCCGUCUUUCUUCUCGCCUUGAUGCCGUGGUCGCCAGACUCGAUACUCAGGCGAAGAUGUCUACGAUCAGCAAAUCCAUGGGAUCGAUCGUCAAAUCUCUAGAAUCAUCUCUCAAUACCGGAAACCUGCAGAAGAUGUCUGAGACAAUGGAACAAUUCGAACGCCAGUUUGUUAACAUGGAGGUCCAGGCUGAAUUUAUGGAGAGCUCCAUGGCCGGUAGCACCUCUCUAUCGACCCCUGAAGGAGAAGUUAACAGCUUGAUGCAACAGGUUGCUGAUGAUUAUGGCUUGGAAGUGUCUGUUGGUUUGCCACAGCCUGGGGCUCAUGCUGUCUCCACCAAGACAGAGGAAAAGACCAACGAGGACGACUUGUCCAGGCGCCUUGCAGAGCUUAAAGCUAGGGUUUGAAUUCAAAUAAGAUAAAAUUUGCAGGACUAUGGAUUCCAGGUUCCCUGAAUUUCAAUUCUUUACUCAUUUUUGUGUAGAAAUCAUCUGUGUCUAUCCCUUAGGUUUUGAACCAGUUGAUCCCCAUUUUGUGAAUAACAUCAUGUCAAGUGUGGUUUAGGUUUAGUUUUUACCAUGAGACAAUAAAAUUUCUGGGUGUAUCUAAAUUUGUCAUAAGUGUAUCUUAAAACUAUUGAAAAAUAUCAGAAUAGGCUUGAUCUUGAACAUCAAUGGUUAAGUAGAACUUUAUUUUCGGUCUA
Molecule: messenger RNA, 992 nt
Organism: Impatiens glandulifera
Lineage: Eukaryota; Viridiplantae; Streptophyta; Magnoliopsida; Ericales; Balsaminaceae
Product: ESCRT-related protein CHMP1A-like
Exons: 1
Coding region: 85-696 (203 amino acids)
Biological process (GO): late endosome to vacuole transport; endosome transport via multivesicular body sorting pathway; protein transport
Cellular component (GO): ESCRT III complex; multivesicular body
Source: RefSeq, a predicted model, not a curated record